AAACGCAAACAAAACCGGCGGUGCGGCGUCAGCGUUCGAUGUCAAGUCAGUACCAACUUGGAGUUGGCCGCGGUCGGUGCGCGUUCGAAGAGUUUCUCGUAAGUGGUGUGGCGCCGCGCGAGUUGGCUUCCCAAAAGAAAAAAAAAUCCUAAAUCCGAUAUAAAUAAAUAAGAAAAGUAAAAAAUAAAUACAGUGGAAUCGAGUGCGAACGUGCGUUCUAAGUGCACAUAUGAAUAUUGUAUAUACAUUUCAUUCACAUCUUCUCGCGUACAGGCCCAACGGGUAGUGCUUGUGGAUUCUAUAAGAAAACAAACCAGUUGUGAGCAUCCUGUCUUGUCUGCGGUUUCGUUCACGAGAACGCUCGCGCAUUUGACGAAGGAGCCUACAAGUGCAGUGCGCGUGUAUCGGGUUUGGAGCGGUGAAAACGUUAGCUAAAACCGGUGGAGAGCAGUGUUGAUGUGAAAAGAAAUUGCAUUUAGUGUGUUUGAUUGCUCAAAGUAAAUAUAAAAGAGUUCCAAAUAGCAGUUGGUGCGAUGAGUUAGGCCGUAUUAAAUGUUGCUCUCGAUGUGAAUUUGAAAAAAAGAAGUGAGCCAGAUCUGUGAGUCGUAAGAUUUCUUGUUCCCGCGAAUAUUAUCGCUCGGUGACGCGCCGGGUAGUUGUGGUGCAGUGCUGGUGAGGUGAUGUGAUGUGUUUCCGGUGUCCUAAUUGAUGAGAUUGUGCAACAUCCGAUGCAAAACGCAAAAAAAAUAUAACGUGAAGAAACGGCGUGCGAGAAGUUAAUUAGAAGUUGUCUUCAAAAGGCAUAGGUCUUGACCUACAGACGAUCGGUCACCGCUUACUUCAGCAUCGUUUAAUCGACAUUUACACCAACCCCCGAUGAUAACGACCAACGAUGGAUUACGAGCAGGGCAGCCAAGAAGCUGCCGCCGCCUGCCUGUUAGACGCCGUUAGUUAGCUCGUCACCCUUCCGGAGGACCACGCGACUCGCUGCGCGUAAGACGAUGCAGCAGCUCGAAUUGGACGAGCAGCAAUAUCACCGGGAACGAUCUGGUCGGCAACAGCAGCAACGGAGGCAGCUCGAAGGGACGGUUCACCGUCAUAGUCAUUGUCGUCAUCAUCAUUACCGUGCCGGCGGUCGGCGUCAGUGUCGCCGUCGUGACUGCGGCGUGGAGGCGCACACCAAAGGGACCGCAAUUAGGGCGACCGGAUAGAGCGGGGCAACCGAUCAACCGCUGGCCGAUCGUCGCCGACACCGAUGACAUGCAUCUGCAGCCGUACCGUGCGGCCGAAGCUCAGUGGUGAGGCUCAAUUUUUCGUCCUCGACAGGACGACGGACAGCUGCGUGAAGCGGCAGUAGGCAGGAAGCAAAGCUAGUGAAUAAACGCUCCAACCCCCCGAACCGAACCGAACUGAACCGAACGAUGGAGGUGGAAAGGAGGAUCGAAUCCGCACGGGAACUGUUCCACCGGCAGCGAAGGGAGCGGAACCGGCAGUGGUGCUGGUGGCGGAAGCGAAACGAAGCCCGAAGGAAGCAGCAGGAACAGCAGCAGCAGCGACAGGAUGUUGAAGAUCGCGAUCUCGCCGACGAUGGCGGCAUGGAUCAUACGAUCGUGACCGGUGGUAGGCAGUGGGGGGACGUGUGUGAUCCACUGCGCAGUGACAACGACGACCACCCUGCCACCGGACGCACCGGAGCGGCGUCCUUACGCCCGGAACGGUGGAGGAGCCGCAGGAGUGAGGAGGACGAACCGACGCCCACCAUCUGGCGGAGUUUGGCCCGACGGAAAGGGACCGCCGGCGAUGGUUGGGGCCCGUGGAACCGAGUGACCGGGGGGCCAGCCCGGGGCGGGCGGUCGUGUCCCUGGCUGCUGGCGCUCACCAGUGCCAUGGUGGUGCUGCUGGCGGUGUCGCUGCCGUGCGCCGUCGCGGGCGCACCCAAGUACGAGACGGCAUACGCGUGCGAGGGCAAGACGCUGAUGAUCGAGUGCGAGCACGGCGACCUGAUCAACCUGAUCCGGGCGAACUACGGCCGGUUCUCGAUCACGAUCUGCAACGACCACGGCAACGUGGACUGGAGCGUCAACUGCAUGUCGCCGAAGAGCCUCCGGGUGCUGCACUCCAAGUGCGCCCAGAAGCAGAACUGCUCGGUGCUGGCUUCGACGAGCAUGUUCGGCGAUCCGUGUCCGGGCACGCACAAGUACCUCGAGGCGCACUACCAGUGCGUGUCGGCGGCCCAGUCCUCCACCACCACCAACCGGCCGAGCCCGCCCUGGCUCAAGACGUCGCAGCCGAUCGUGUGGAGCACGUCGACGGUGCGCAACCCGGUGCUGAGUCGGCUCAACCUGACCAACAACGAGUUGGGCGGCGCGGACGCCCCGUUCAGUGCGACGACACCGCGGACGUCCCCGACGGCGACGACGGUGACCGCGACGUCGAUGGUGGCCGGUGUGACCGCGGCCGUCUCGUCCGGGGUGGCCACGGCCCGCCCGGGCGGGGGCGGCAAGACGAGCCAACCGUCGACCACCUUCCGGAACAAGGGUUUCGAGAACAAGAGCGUCAACGACGACCUGGCGAUCAUCAAGACGAUCACCGACCGGAAGAAGGGAUCCACCUCCGUGGGCUCACCGGCGGUGGCGGGGACGAUUCCACCCGCCGCGGGGGGCCCUCCGCCGGCCGCCGAAGACGAGGAGGACGGUGCGGAUCUGUUCCCCACCCAGACGGCAGUAUUAUCCGGCGCGGCGAGGAACCCUUCGGCGGCGCCGGGAGUUGUCGGCGUCGGUGGGGCAGGCGUUGGCCUGAACAAUCACAACCCGAACGUGCUGAUCGACGUGAGCCACGCGUGUGGGCCGAGCACCGCCCGGAACCUGUUCUGGAACAUCACGCGCGUCGGCGAGGUGAACGUGCAGCCGUGUCCGGGCGGUGCGACCGGUAUCGCCAAGUGGCGCUGCGUGGCCAUCGCGUCGCUGACGCCCGAGCAGCGCGUCCACCUGCAGCAGGAGCACCAGCAGAUGCUGCAGCAGCACACGCACCAUCAUCAUCAGCAGCAGCAGCAGCAGCAGGCGGCAACCGCGGCGGUGGUGUCCUCGGAGGACGCCGCCAGUAGCAACAAAGGUGAUAUUAGUUUUAGUAGCAACGCCGGUGCGCCGCCCGCCAUCGCCGCCGGCGCCGGCAGCGGGGCGACCUGGUAUGCGUACCAGCCGGACCUGACGCAGUGUCGCAGCCUGUGGCUGAACAACCUCGAGGUGCGCGUUCAGCAGCCGGAGUCGUCGCUCAUCCUGAUUGCGAACGAUCUGGCGCAGGUGACCAGCAGCAAGACGCUGUACGGCGGCGACAUGCUGGUCGCGACCAAGAUCAUCCAGACCAUGUCGCAGAAGAUGCACUACGACAUCGAGACGAUCCCGGACCAGCGGCAGCGGGAGGCGCUCGUGUUCGAGCUGCUGAACAGCGUGGUGAAGACGGGCAGCAACCUGCUCGACCAGUCGCAGCACGCCAGCUGGCUCGACCUCAGCGUGGAGGACCAGAUGCGCGUCGCCACGUCGCUGCUGACCGGGCUCGAGGACAACGCGUUCCUGCUCGCCGACACGAUCCUGCGCGAGAAGCACGUGGUGCAGAAGGUGAAGAACAUCCUCAUCUCGAUCCGCGUGCUCGAGACGCGCAACUUCGCCAAGGCGACCGAGCUGUUCCCGGACUCGUCGACCGAGCGGUGGCAGGUGAGCAGCGACCAGAUCGAGCUCCCGAAGGCGGCCCUCAUCGAGAACAGCGAGGGUGGCCUGGUGCGCAUCGUGUUCGUUGCGUUCGACCGGCUCGAGCAGAUCCUACGGCCGCAGUUUAGCAACAUCCAGCAGCAUCAGCAACCGUUGCCGGGUGGCACGGGACCUCGGGCGGAAUCGAGCCAGCAUCAGCUCGACACGGAGGGCAUAGCGUCGGCGAACGUGGGUCUCGGUGGUGAUGGACGCCUCCAGCCCGAUUCACCCGCCUCAGGCACUCGCACCGAUUCGUCCGAGCCGAGCUCGCGGGUGGAAGAGCUAGGAACACCGCGGUUGCGGCUCCUGAACAGCAAAGUGAUCUCGGCCAGCCUCGGCAAGGGCCGGCACAUUCAGCUGUCGCAACCGAUCCGCAUGGUGCUGCGGCACCUGCGCACCAAGAACGUGUCCAACCCGACGUGCGUGUUCUGGAACUACAUCGACCACGCGUGGUCCGAGGACGGCUGCCACGUGGAGCACACCAACCAGACGCACACGGUGUGCAUGUGCAACCACCUGACGAACUUCGCGCUGCUGGUGGACGCGGUCGACGACGAGACGCAGCUGUCGCUGCUGUCCAACAUCGACGACAGCAUGCUGAUCUACAUCGGCGUCGCGAUCGUGGUGGUGAUCGUCGUGGUAGCGCUCUUCGCACGCAAACUCUGCCACGGUGCGGUCCUCGCGAAGCUGCGCAACGGGGGCGACGAGGGUGCGAUGCGGGCCGCUGGGGUGGUCCCGGAUCGCGACGGUGGUUUGUCGAUCUCGGGCCACCACGGGGUGGGCGCACGGAUGCAUCACCAUCACAACAACGCCGGCGUCGAUCUGCACCAUCCAACGGUACCGUCGGCGGUGGCCGCCCACCAUCACCAUCAUCUCGUGCACCACCACUUGCCGGGAUUGGCCGGGACGGGUGGCCAUCAUCUACUCGUUGCGGAUGACUUCCAUCAGCAACAGCAGCAGCAACAACAUCCCGCCAACAACCUGCACAAUCAUCACCCGAACAAUCUCGUGGCGAACAACAUCGGGCAUGGGCAUCACGUCGGCAGCAACAACCUGGUGACGACCACGUUCAACAACCUCAAUGGCGGUGGCGGCGGUAGCGGCAUGAGCAGCUGCUCCCCUUCCCCACCAGGGCUCGGGGGCGGGGGUGGCGGCGGAUACGAGCAUCACCUUCCGGCGCACCUCGCCCGGCUGAACAACAAUCCAAUCAACAGCAGCAACAACAACAGCAGCAGCAACAGCAGCAGCACCACCAACCUGCACCAUCUGCAUCAUCACCAGCAGCAGCAGCAGGGGGUGCCGGUGCCGGCGGGGCCGCACCAUCACCAUCAUCACCAUCUGCCGCAGUCCUCCUUCAGCAGCAACAACAGCAGCAGCACCACCACCACCAGCCGCAAGCUGCCGCAGCCACCGCCGCUGGUGCCAUCCUCCUACAAGGGCUCGGUGGCGGGCUCCUCGCCGGUGGCGCACCAUCAGCAUCAUCUCUAAUCGCGUCCACCUCGCUGAUCACGACCACCACCACGCCGGUGAAGGGGGCCAGCGUCGACAGUAGUAGCGUCAGCGGUAGCGAUCAGAGUACGACCGCCGCCGAGAUGGCCGGCUACAACCUCGGCGGGGAGCUGGGCGG
This is a messenger RNA of Anopheles coustani, 5370 nucleotides long. RefSeq names its product latrophilin Cirl (gene Cirl). The record is from RefSeq and is a predicted model, not a curated record. The transcript is spliced from 5 exons. Lineage: Eukaryota; Metazoa; Arthropoda; Insecta; Diptera; Culicidae. Bases 1422 to 5231 code for a protein of 1269 amino acids. Gene Ontology annotation, cellular component: membrane. Gene Ontology annotation, molecular function: G protein-coupled receptor activity; carbohydrate binding.